This is a messenger RNA of Vanrija pseudolonga, 3522 nucleotides long. RefSeq lists its product as uncharacterized. The coding region runs from base 276 to 3104 and encodes 942 amino acids. The transcript is spliced from 3 exons. Gene Ontology annotation, molecular function: metal ion binding. Lineage: Eukaryota; Fungi; Basidiomycota; Tremellomycetes; Trichosporonales; Trichosporonaceae. The record is from RefSeq and is a predicted model, not a curated record.
UCAUCCAACACCCACUCCCUCACUGUAUUUCAGUCUCGCCGACGUUAGUAUUGCAUGAGGUCAGGAGGGGAGUAGUACGCAGAGAUACCUUAUAGAACUCUAGGAGUACAUACUUCUUGAGAAAUCCAUCGUCUGGUGAAACCCCAGUGACUUCCGCUUCUUGUGACCAAGGCGGCCAUUGUGUGUAAGGCGUCUGUUCGUCGUCGUGCAACACGGUCGGUCCAUCCUCCCCAGGGCAGGCAGCAGCAGUAGCUCUACACCCUCCCCAUCAUCCGAUGGACGCUUGGGUCGCGCUGCAGAAGUACGCUACGAGCAACGAGCAGCUCGCCUGGCUCCAGCGCGAGUUUCUCGCCCACCCUCCGCUUCCGCAACAAACGGUCCAGGACUGGCUUCAGUGGCGAUCUCGUGUCGCCGAGGGCAUGACAGAGCUUGAGGCACUGUCAACCGUUCUCAACCAGACCCAGCACCCGGCCAGUUUCCCGGCAAGCCUUGCGGCCAGCCAGUCGCCGCCGCCAAUUCAGCAGCCCCAACCCCAAGUCUACUUGCAACCGGUCCAACCACAGCUGCUGUUACAACCAGUCCACCAGCUUCCUCAGGCCCAGCAGUUCAACCAGUUCGACUUGUCGACCUUUGGCACUGCUGGCCUGCUUCAACAACAGCAACAGCAGGUCUACCCCGCGUAUGUCAACAUGAACCAGGUUAGGCCUAUGAAUAUUCAGCAGCACCCCGGUCCAUCAGUACACGCAUACGCCCAGCCAACACCUCCCGCGAGACCUGUUCAGAGCUUCAUCGCCCCUGGCUUGAUCCAGCAGGCACAGCAGCUGCAGCCACUCUCGGCCCCUUCUUCGCACCUCCUCCCGCCCCCGACGUCUAUGGCAAGCCAGAUCCCUGCCACAGUUCUCCCGACCCCCGUCCAGCAACCCUUCACCACCCAGGGGCCUUCUGCCCAGACUUCAGCGCAACCUUCCUUCAAGGCACCUCCCGCUCACCUCCGGAGACCCACUCCUCCAGUAAUUCGACCUCCUCAACAGCUGGUCCCUACUGCCAUCCCCCAAACCGGCACGAAGCGCCAGCGCCCCGCUGUCGCUCGCAGACGCAUCAUGCAUUCUCCCCUCCCUCCCUUCAAGGACACGUGGAUCGUUCCCGUCGGAUACGACAUGGCCAAGGGUGCCGCCGCCGCGGCCCGCCGGCCUGACUCGUCCAGGAUGGACGACGAGCCAUUGCCGGUAGACAAGCCUGCACGAGCGGCGCGGUCGAGCACUCCACCUGCCUCUCGCCUGAGCGCGGCGCACGUUGAGGUUCUCAAGGCUGUUCGCAAAGAGCAACUCCAUCAAAACAAACCCUUCCAGCUAUUCAGAUAUCUGAGAUCCAAGCCCGGGACAGAUGGAGGCAAAUUAAAGCCCGAGUUCGUCCCCAACGCGACUCAGCUCGCAGAUAUCCUGAAAAAGCUCGAUGAGGCAUCGGGAUCUUAUCUUCGUCUUAUGGCGGACGACAAGAGAUAUACCGAGGUUAUUCAAAUUUGGAUGAAGCAGAUGCUCAAGAAUCCUCAAGAGUGGGAGCCCGCCAUCAUACCUCUGUUCCGCAUCCUCCAGAGGACCGACAUGCCGGUCAACUACAUCCUCGACCUCAAGAUCGGAAAACUGGCUGUAUGGAUCGGCGAGAAGUGCAAAGAAGCCAAGCUUCCAAACGCCUCUCAAAUUCAAGUCGAGGUUGAAAAGUACAAGAAGUAUUGCGCGGACACCCUCUUGCCCAAAAACCGAGAGAUUCUGAGUGAUUCAGACUCGUCCGGAUCCGAUGAGCCGGUCAAGAAGAAGCGCAAGGCCGAGGAUGUCAAGCCGACUGUCAAGCCGGCCGGAGCCUCUUCUUCGUCCACGAAGCCCGCAGCCAAGCCUGCUGCUAGGUCAGGAGCCAAGCCCGCCUCAUCAAACACCGACAUGUCGUUCUUUGUCGGCGGCUCUUCCGCGUCGUCGAGUAUGACGGCUACCAAGCCCAAGCCCAAGCCGCUUCCCGACUUCAAGAGGACUCCUGUUCAACCUGUUGCGCCUGUCGGUGGUGCGUCGGGCGGCAGCCUUCUGGCUUCCACGAUGAAGAUGCUGGGAAAGAAGGAAGAGUCUCCGCCCCUACGCAUGGACAGCAGGCCCAAUCCUGCAGCCCAACCAGCUGCCCCUCGCGUCGACCCGAACAAGCCCAAGCCCAACAAGAAGGGCCACCUCGUCCGUUGGGUCGACCUGGUCGCAUCCCCUCCCCCUGACCGCCCACUUGAAGCCAUCCGUCCGUUCACGCAGGAGCCUCAUGAGCUCGAGCCGGCGCCAUGGCAAGAGGAGGGCGAAUUACAUGGCAUGUCAGCCCACGACCUCGACAAGCAAGAGGGCCGCGCGAUGCACAUUCACGACGCUCUCGAGGAAGUUGUCGAGUGGAACGAGCCCUCGCCCUACCUCGCCCCUGACCAGCUUCGCGGCCCAGUCGCCACCCUUGAAGUCGACGCCCAAGACGAGCGCGAACGCCCAAUUAUGGCAGUGUCGUACCCGGCUGGUGCCACACCACCGACUCCCGACGAGGCCAGUGUUCGCCUUGUGAAGGACGGCGACAGCACCGUCUCUCGUGUGCUCGACAAGACGCUAUAUACUCCGGCUCCCCCUGCCCCAGCUCCUGCCGCACCGGUCAGCAACGUACAGGACCUCCUCCGCAACUUAGGCGGCGUGAUCUCUCAGGUCGCCCAGCCAGCGGCGUCCUCUUCGUCGUAUGGCUACGACCAGUACGGCGCGCACCAGGGCUACGGCGCCGGCUCGUCGUCGCACGAUCAACGCAGCUGGCAGCAGCAACAGCCUGCCGCGGCGGCGCCGACCGCAAACCGCUGGAACAACAACGGCGCUGGCAGCGGCUACAACGCCGGUGCCGGCAACAACUAUGGCGGCGCGAGCGGUAGUAACUACGCGAACAACAGCAACUACGGCGAGAACCGCACGAGCGGCUUCGGCCGUGGCGGUUACGGCGGGAACCGCGGCGGCGCCGGCGCCGGCGGGCUCAACUACCGUAAGCGGCCUUGUAAGUAUUACCAGGACGGCUUCUGCAAGGCGGGCAACUCGUGCACGUUCCUGCACUGAGUGGGGGGUGCGAAUGGCGACUGGCGCGGCGCGUGGGCGGCUGGCGUGGCGAAAGGCGACUCGCUUCGGCAGUACACUCACAGACGCCAGACGACCACGACUCGACGACGACCCCGCACUUCACGCCUGCUCCGCCACGGGGCCGCCGCUGGGGCCACCCUCAUCGCCAAUAAGCGACCACGAAGCGUUCGAAUCAAUCAACAAGCACUCGAGAAUACAACAGACGAACCAUGAAAGCACACAAUACAACACCAUUUCAAGCAUGCGCACCAAGCGCCCAUUGUUCCGUAGUGUACCAUGUACCUUUUGCAUUGCCCGUCCUGCAGGGCGGUGACGACAUGAAGCCAAGCCAAGCCAAAGCUCGCCUGCGUGCGUGUGUAGGCUGCAGCCCAGCGCCGGUCAUUAGUCUCUGAUACAC